AUGGAAUUAUUUACAUUAACAACUAAUAUAACCAUAAUUGAUAUGGAAUGGUUUAUAUAUCCAGUUGGUUUAUUUCUCUUCCUGUUAUGUUUAUUUACAAUUGUCGGUAAUAUGCUCAUCAUCUAUGUUAUUAUCCAUGAAUCGACAUUACAUACAUCGAAAUAUUAUUAUAUUGCAUCAUUAGCAUUUGCUGAUCUGAUCGUAGGUUUGAUCGUUAUGCCAUUUGCUUUUAUUUUUACCUUAAUCGAUGAUGAAUAUUGGUUGAUUUCACGAUAUCUAAGAUUUCUUUGUGAUUUUUGGCAUGCCGUUGAUAUCUUUGCAUCAACAGCAUCUAUUCUUGGACUAUGCACUAUUGGAAUAGAUCGAUAUAUAACAAUUAAAAAACCUAUUCAACAUCCAAAUUCAUUCAUAUCAAAACGAUGGUAUUUGAUGUUGUCAUUCAUCUGGAUAUGUUCAGCGUUGAUAUCAUUUCCAGCAAUCAUCUAUUGGGGAACGAAACAUUCUGUUUCUGAUAAAUCAAUAAUGUCAAACGAUACACUAGUAGUAUCAUCAUCACUACUCGAACAAUGCGGUAUGCCCAACAAUUCCUACUAUAUCCUGUUUUCAUCUAUAGCAUCAUUUUAUAUACCGUCAGUAUUGAUGAUUUACGUUUAUAUUAAAAUAUAUUUGGCAGCGAAAAAUCAAACAGUUGCAAUUCAUUCUGGUUACAUACGUCAUCAUCAUCUUAUUAAAUUUCAUUGCAGAAAACCAUUAACUAACGAAAAUUCAGAAAUAACGACAGCUGAUAGAAAUUCUCCUAUGGAAAGAUCAGAUCUCUCAUUAGGAGAUCAUGAAUUAUCGAAUGAUACAAUUACUGUUCGUAUUCAUCGUGGUACAUAUCAAAAACCUACGACUGAAUCGCACCAUCAGGAUAAUAUCCAUAAGGCUACUUCACGAAAAUCGAAACGAACAAAAAGAAUUUGGCGAAUGUUAUCAAACACUCCAAAGGCAACAAGAUUCGUCGGUAUUGUUAUGGGUACAUUUCUUAUUUGUUGGCUACCUUAUUUCAUCUAUCUUGUGCUAAGUGGUGCUUUUGGUGUACGUUUGAAAGAUGAUCAACAUCAUGAAGUAUUGUACAAUAUUUUGUCAUGGUUUGGUUAUUCCAACUCUGCAUUAGACAUUGUAGUUUAUGUUUUCACUUCAACAGAACUACGAACAAUCUUUACGCAAUUAUUUUUUCAUUCAUAUUGUAGCAAUAGAAUCACUUCAUAA
Messenger RNA from Adineta steineri, 1251 nucleotides. The record is from the annotation of a GenBank genome assembly. Lineage: Eukaryota; Metazoa; Rotifera; Eurotatoria; Adinetida; Adinetidae.